AGAAUCGGUCAGCUAGUCGUUUGAUCAACAAUCUUUAAAAAAAUGUCUGUGAUACACAGUCUGUUCACGCCAACUACAGUUGUCCUCUUAAUUUGGCUUGGCAUAAAUUUUCUACGAAAACGACGGAGUAAUUCUAUGUUUGCAAAAAUACCACAACCUUUUGGCCGAUUACCACCAGUGCUUGGACAUGUGUUAUUGUUGUUGAAGAAAGGCGUACAUAUCACUCAGUCUUCGUUUGAAGGUUUUAAUAAUUAUGCAGAUAAGUUCAAUGAAUAUGGUCUGUUUGGUUUCGCACUACCUAUUCAACCGACUGUUCAUAUCUUCGCUCCUGAAUAUGUUGAGAAGUUGAUGAAAUCAACAACACAUAUCAAUAAAUCCUCUGGAUAUUAUUCACUCGUUCCAUGGCUGGGUAGUGGUAUAUUAUUGUCCAGUGGCGAAAAAUGGUACAAAGACCGUAAAAUGAUGUCACCAGCAUUUGAUUACAAAAUAAUUCAACAAUUCAUUCCGAUAAUGAACAAACAUUCGUUGAUAUUAUGCAACAGAAUCGAGACAACCCUAAACUAUCAAAUAGAGAACAGUUUGUCAGUUCUAUCGGCGUGCGCGCUAGACACAAUUUGUGAGACCUCAAUGGGAGUGGAUUUUCAAACACAAAUCAGUGGUGACAAUACCUAUUCUACAAGUAUAGUUGAAUUUAACAAGCUGGCUGUGCAACGAAGUUUAAACCCUUUGCUGAGCAGCGAAUUGUUGUAUACGUUAACCCCAAAUGGUCGUAAGUCUAGAAUUAUGAUUAAGAACAUGCACGAAUUCACCGAACAAAUUAUAGCCAAACGAAAACGUACACUGUCCAUGUCUGAUGAUCCAGUUAACAAAAAACAAAUGUCACUCUUAGAACUAUUGCUAGACAUUCAUGAGCGCGGAGAUGGCUUAAGUCUGAAGGAAAUUCAAUACCAAUUGGAUACUUUUGUUUUUGGUGGACACGAUACUGUAUCAAACACCGUAGCAUUUUGUCUCGUUUGCUUGGCAAAUUACACCGAUAUUCAGCAGCGUUUACGCGCCGAGAUCAAUCAAACCAUUGAUCACAAAUCAAUCGACAUUACUGCGGAACAUUUGGCAUGUUUACCCUAUCUCGAUAUGAUCAUCAAAGAAACCUUACGAAUGUACACGCCAAUACCAUUUACUGGACGCCAAUUGAACGAAGACUGUAAUUUUGGAGAGUAUACCGUUCCUAAGGGAACUGAUGUAUGGGUCAACUAUUUUGCUCUCCAUCGGAAUCCUAAGUAUUGGAUCGAACCGGAGAAAUUCCAUCCGGAAAGAUUUUCCACCGAAAAUUCGGCUGGCCGACAUACUUUCGCUUAUGUACCAUUUAGCGCGGGGCUGAGAAAUUGUAUCGGUCAACGAUAUGCUAAGCUAUUUAUGAAGAUUGUCAUCAGUCAAAUAGUGCGGGAAUUUGAAAUUAUUCCAGGUACUAAACCCGACGAUUUGGAAUUAGCCUUUGAAAUUACUAUAAAGACAAGUAAGCCGAUUUUAUUGAAAUUCAAACCGUUGCAGUCUGAAUAAACGCAAGAACGAGCAAUAGAAUUCUUCAUGUGAACGGUGUGAAUAACCUUACUUUCUCCACUCAAAACGCCUUGAAAAAUGGUAUUUUCUUUAAGUUUUGUCUGACGACAACUAAGGUGACACAAUUUUUAGUUUCUCAAAUCUUUCCGUCCAAUUGAAAGAAAACCGAAACUUUCUCACCUGAAUUUUCGAUUUUGAAAAUGUGUCCUGUCACUUAUAUGAUAUCUUCGUUUCAACUCUAAUUCCAACUCGCACGGUUUUACGGAUCUCGCUUCGCUCUUGUUGGAAUUUCUUAUAUUCUGCCCUCGGUAAACAAAUAACUAUUUCAAUUGUUACCAUAAACAGGUGUAAGACUUUUCAGAUUAAUCCGGAGGAUGAAGUAAAUGUAGCUCCUCUUUUACUUCAUCCACAACAUUUAUCUAAAAAGUAUUUCGGUUGUUUUGAUCGUGACUCGCGUCACAUUUCAAUCAUUUAAUGGUUUUUUUGGGGCGGCAGUUCUACCCAUUCAUAAACUUUUUUGUGUUUUAAUUGCCUCAGUAAUGUUCUCAGUGGUUUCUCGUUACGAAUUAAUAGUAAACUGAAAGUUGUGGCUUUCGGUCUUCACUCCACAGCUGUCAGAGUUCAUCGCUCAUUAUAGUGGUCGCUAUCGACACCACGUUCUAUAAGAAUCGUAUGAGUUCUAUGACGAGUUGUAGUUUUACUGUCCUUAACUUUUAACUCUUCAAUUAAAUUAAAUACCGAAAUUAGUGAGCCCUAGCGGAAUAGAAUAUUUCCAAAUGAUUACGGAGUGUAUGUGGGAUGUGCGUUUAGUUCUUUCUCAUUCAAAUUAAAAUCAAUAUUUUUACUUUAACCGUUAUCUGUAGAUAAUUGUCAUAGCAACCCACUACCUUAGCGCGAUUUCCCACUGCUAUCUCAAUAUUUUCACAAUAAAUAUUCACAUUUUCCUUUGUGAUGCAUAUCAUUAAAUAAAGUGAUUGAAGCAAUUACGGAUUAAACAUACAACACCGGAAUGACAAUUGAAUUGUAUUAAGAAAUUCAUUUUUGUUUGUAAUUAAAAAAAACUUUUAUUUUUACAUUGAUCUGUCGGAAUAUUUCUAAACGUAAAAUGGGAAACCGGUUGAUCGUUGGUGUUCGAAAAGUGUUGCGACGAAAUCAAUCAAGUGAUAGCACAGCGAUUGCAUAUGCUAAUGACGAAAAAUCGAAACAUCUUGCUGUUGUCGGGACAGAUUGUCAUGAGACCGUUGUUGAUAAAUUGGGCAAUUUUACGAGGAGUGCUAGUGGCUCGGUGAAAAGUUCGAAAGUUUCCGAAAAUAAGG
Bradysia coprophila is the source of this 2873-nucleotide messenger RNA. RefSeq names its product cytochrome P450 4V2-like. Lineage: Eukaryota; Metazoa; Arthropoda; Insecta; Diptera; Sciaridae. Gene Ontology annotation, molecular function: monooxygenase activity; iron ion binding; heme binding. The record is from RefSeq and is a predicted model, not a curated record.